AAGAAAGUGAUCAAAGGUCUAAAGAAAACAUGUGUACAUCUUAGCUACAAAUAACAAAUAAAUAAGAACAACCAACUAACCUAAACCUCAUACAUAAUUUAAAAAACAGGCACCUUAUCACACGUCACCAGGCCAUUAUCGAUCACUUAAAAUAAAAAAACAACUUUUCUCAUAAUCGUCCAACCAACGAACGACUCAAUCAGUCUCUCAGCAGAACUCGAUUCAAGAGGAUCGUUAUUCGUUAAACAAAAAUAUACCUAGUGAUACAUUUUAAAAAUAAAUCAUACAUCGUUCAAAAGUAUAAACGAGUUUUUCAUUAUUUUCCUUCAGUGAUUUUCUUUUGUCAAGUUGAAAAUAAAUAUAUAAAACAAAAAAAAUGAAUCGUUCACCAGUUGCUUUAGCAAGAAACACCACAAACGGCUGUGCUGCAAUGAAUGGUGUCGCACUUCUUACUAAGACAAACGAUUCAUUUGGCGUAGGCAAACAUUCCUGUCCUAUUAUGAUUAAUCACAACGACGACGGUGACAAAAACAAAGUGAAAAAUCCAGAAAUGGCUGCAAAAAUUAUAAAACAAUCAAAUAUAGUGUGCUUCGAUGUGGAUUCAACGGUGAUCCAAGAAGAAGGCAUAGACGAGUUGGCUGACUUCUGUGGCAAAGGGACCGAGGUGUCCCGUGUAACCAAAGAGGCAAUGGGAGGUUCAAUGACAUUUCAAGACGCUCUAAAAGUAAGACUCAACAUCAUACGACCAAGCCAAAGUCAAGUAGCAGAUUUCAAAAAACUUCGCCCUAGUAAACUGACAAAAGGUGUAAAACAAUUCAUUGGCUACCUUAAGGCCGAGGGCAAACAAGUGUUCUUGAUCUCUGGUGGAUUUGAUUCGCUUAUUGAACCUGUGGCAACUGAAUUAAACAUACCCAUGUGCAAUGUAUUUGCCAAUAAAUUAUGUUUCAAUGAAAAUGGCGACUAUGCUGAUUUCGAUACAACAAAACCAACAUCGAGAUCCGGUGGCAAAAGCGAAGCUGUAGCGAUAGUAAAACGACAAAAUGAUGCUUCAUCUAUAAUUACUAUGAUUGGCGACGGAGCGACUGAUCUAGAGGCUGUUCCUCCAGCUGAUUAUUUUAUUGGAUUCGGAGGCAACGUUGUGCGCACUGAAGUAUUCAACAGAGCAAAGUAUUUCGUAACUGAUUUCGAUCAGCUGUGGGCUAAGGAUGAGUAAUCAAUCCAUAAUCCAACCGAUUCCUAGUAGAUUUUUGUUUUGUAUAAAAUAGAUUUAAUUUAAUUGUUGAUUUAUGAGUGCUACUAACAGUAUACAAAAUAGUGUAAAUAUGAAUGUAUUAUGUCUAAGAAAAUUUAUUACAGAAGAAAAUAUAGUGUUUUCAUUAUGAAUGAAGUAAUCAAAAUGAAUAAAGCACAUUUAUUGCAUUUAAGAAUA
This is a messenger RNA of Eupeodes corollae, 1429 nucleotides long. It is a transcript of the gene aay, whose product is annotated as phosphoserine phosphatase. Bases 377 to 1213 code for a protein of 278 amino acids. The transcript has a single exon. Gene Ontology annotation, cellular component: cytoplasm. Gene Ontology annotation, molecular function: magnesium ion binding; L-phosphoserine phosphatase activity. NCBI's taxonomy places the organism in Eukaryota, Metazoa, Arthropoda, Insecta, Diptera, Syrphidae. The record is from RefSeq and is a predicted model, not a curated record. Gene Ontology annotation, biological process: L-serine biosynthetic process; dephosphorylation.